GAAUUCCAAGUGGAUUGUGUUCUCUCAUUUGCACUAGUUUUCGCACAUCAACGGAGCCUUCCUUUUGUAGUAAACCGGGACAUAUUUUUUUUAAAUAAACUUUGCUUCAACUUCCUGGACAAUGUCGUCUCCACAGAUAGACCUCCAAUGUGCCGCCCAAAGUGUUGGUACUGUCAACACGUUGGUGACCACACUUCUCCAGGCACUGCUUGCCGCACAAUGCGCCAUCUCCGCACCGGAGCUGUGGCCAUCAGACUACGCGGAUCAAGCGCUGAGAAAUGGCUUGGACACCUACGAUUUUGUGGUGGUGGGCGCUGGAUCUGCCGGUUCGGUAGUAGCCAGCCGUUUAAGCGAAAAUCCAAAUUGGAAAGUGCUAGUUCUGGAAGCAGGUGGUGAUCCACCACAAGAAAGUGAAGUACCUGCUUUAUUAUUCUCUAUGGAACACACAAACGCAACAUUUAACUACUUUACGGAGCCAAGCGACAAAGCCUGUUUGGGCCUCAACGAUGGCCGUUGCUAUUUUCCGAGGGGAAAAAUGUUAGGCGGCUCUGGUGGAGCUAAUGCCAUGUUUUAUAUUUGGGGCAAUCGCAAAGAUUACGAUGGUUGGGCAGAGGCUGGCAACACUGGAUGGGGUUGGGAUGACGUCGUACCAUAUUUCGAACGUUCAAUUCGUCCUGUGGGUAAUGAAACGAAUCCAGUAGGAUAUCUCACAGUCAGUGAAUUACCGGACACUGACACGGAUUUAGCGGGAAUGAUCACACAGGGAACCGAGGAGUUGGGCAUACCGCAGAAAUGGGAAUUUAAUGAUGUUAGCGAACUGGGAUAUUUCAAAUUGCCUCGCACAAUAGAAAAUGGACGUCGCACGAGUACCGGAAAGGGCUAUCUGUCGAGAGUUUCGCCACGGUCUAAUCUGCAUGUGAUAAAAGGAGCGCAUGUAACCAAGUUGAAUUUCGAUGAUAGCGGAAAAAAAGUUAACUCGGUGAGCUUUAUACUUCAGGACAAAUAUGAGCUGAAUGUGAGCGUUGGCAAAGAGUUGGUAGUAUCCGCAGGCGCAAUAGAUUCGCCGAAGCUGUUAAUGUUGUCUGGUGUGGGUCCAGCGGAACAUUUGGGGCAAUUGAAUAUUCCCGUUGUGCAGGACUUGCCAGUAGGCGACAACUUGUAUGAUCAUGUAAAUGUUUGGACUUUCCUCAAAUUAAGGGAGAAUGUCGCACCGAAUCACAAGAUGGUCGACAGUCUUGAUAUCGUUUACAAAUAUUUAAUUCAUCAGAAUGGAACAUUGGACAGGACAUCUUCAAUUGCCGGCUUCAUUAAUACCCUUAAGAACGAUUCAUACCCGGAUGUCGGGGUUCUUCAUCUAAAAAUUCGACGUAAUAAUCAAGCUACUUUGAAACAAUUCGCUAGUGGAGUCAACUUGAAUAAUAAAAUUGUCAAUCAAAUAUCCAAGGCGCUCGAAACAGCUGAUAUUUUAGUUAUGUUUAAUUUUCUUUUGAAUCCCAAGUCUAAAGGCUAUGUGCGCCUGCAGAGCGCCAAUUACAAAGCCGAUCCUAAGUUGGUACAUAAUUACUUUAGCGAAUCCGAAGAUGUGGACACUCUAGUGCGGGCAAUGCGCUUCCACGAGCAGCUAGUGAACACGACUGCCUAUAAGGCAGCGAACGCCACAAUACUACUACCCAGUAUUGACGAAUGCGAUGCCUAUGAACUGAGAAGUGAUGAUUAUUGGCGUUGCUACCUUAAGUACUUUUCUUCCACCACCUAUCACCAGACGGGUUCGGUUAAAAUGGGCCCUGAGACCGACGAAACGAGCUGUGUGAAUCCACGUUUGCAACUUCGUGGUGUUGACAACGUGCGUGUGGCUGAUGCUAGUAUUAUGCCAACGGUACCCAGUGCCAAUACAAAUGCGGCUGCAGUUAUGAUUGGUGAAAAGGCGGCCGAUUUUAUACGCGAAGACUGGAAGGAUUAGAACAUAUUUAUU
This is a messenger RNA of Rhagoletis zephyria (snowberry fruit fly), 1972 nucleotides long. RefSeq names its product glucose dehydrogenase [FAD, quinone]-like. The record is from RefSeq and is a predicted model, not a curated record. NCBI's taxonomy places the organism in Eukaryota, Metazoa, Arthropoda, Insecta, Diptera, Tephritidae. Gene Ontology annotation, molecular function: flavin adenine dinucleotide binding; oxidoreductase activity, acting on CH-OH group of donors.